Molecule: messenger RNA, 2334 nt
Organism: Fusarium sp. VM40
Lineage: Eukaryota; Fungi; Ascomycota; Sordariomycetes; Hypocreales; Nectriaceae
Source: the annotation of a GenBank genome assembly
AUGAACGACUACCACUCAUCGGCGAACGACGCCUUCUCUCCCCAACAGGAGCGCGACCGAUCUGGCAGCACGUCUUUUGGCAAUCUCCCCGUGAGCCCUCCGGGCCCUCCGUCUGAUCAUGGCGGUGCUGCGGUUGACGAUGCCGGAAGCAAAGAUCAGAAGUUAGAUGGCGACAAUGCUUCUCUUACGCAGGCUUCGGGUCCAUCAGGUGCGAAUCCUGAACAGCUGAAGCAAGUUCAAGACGUCUUGUCCUCUGAGAUCGGCAUCCACACGCUUCUAAACCGUCUUAAACAGAGCAUAGCUUCCGCAAAGGAAUUCGCGUUGUUUCUCAAGAAGCGAUCCAGCCUCGAAGAAGACCAUGCCAAUGGCAUCAGGAAACUUACUCGCACCACCCAAGAAGUCAUGCGCCGACCCGACCACCGCCAGGGUACCUUUGGCAGCGCAUACGAAGCCAUGGCGAGCACCCACGAACGCAUGGCUGAGAAUGGCAUUGAGUUUUCGAAAGAACUGCACCAGAUGCACGACGAGCUUAUGGAGCUUGCUGGUGUCGCUGAACGCAGCCGUAAGUCUUGGAAGCAGAAUGGUUUGUCCGCCGAGAAUAAGGUAGCAGAGAUGGAACAAACCAUGCGCAAGAGCAAGGCCAAAUACGAUUCUCUCGCCGAGGACUACGAGCGAGUCAAGACUGGAGAAUCGCGCCAGAGCGGCAAGAUGUUCGGCCUCAAGGGUCACAAGUCGGCCCAGCAGCACGAGGGUGAGCUACUGAAGAAGGUUCAGGCAGCUGAUUCUACCUACCACGGACACGUCCAGUCGUUGCAGGCUGAGAAGGCUCAACUUGUUUCAACAACACGCCCAGAAGCCAUUCGAUCUCUCCAAGACUCAAUCAAGGAGAUUGACGCAGGCAUCUCAUUGCAGAUGCAGAAGUUUGCUUCUUUCAACGAGCGUCUGUUGUUAAGCAACGGUCUGAGUGUCAGUCCCAUACAGGGUCCAGGGGGGCAAAGUAGCUCCUCUCAACGCAGUCUGCGACAAGCCGCUUCCUCGAUCGAUAACGAUAAGGACUUGAACGACUACGUAACAGCACAACACAGAAGUGUGCCUCCUAACACUGGCGAGAUCAAGUAUGAGCGCAAUCCAGCUCUUAACCCUCCUGGCUCCAGCGGCCAGCAUGUACCAGGUGGUCCAGUUCAACAACCUGCAGCUGCAUUGCAGUCACCAGUAUCACAAACACCACCUCAAGGGGGCUUCUCUGGACCUCAACCUCUUGGUCCAGGAUCAAGGACCAGCACUCUUGGCCUUGGUCCUAUCACUGGCAUCACUGGUGGUGACUCGUCAUUCCCACCUUCUGACGACCCUCGCCCAUUUUCACAACCCCAUAACAGGAGCUUCAGUCAAGGAAACAUGCCGGUUCAACAGAGCGAGCCAGGCCAACAAUUCCCUGGUCGGGUUCCUAAUCAACAAGCACAGGCACCUGGUCCACGAUAUGGCAAUGGUGGUUCCUUCAGCUCAACUGGCCCGCCUCAGCUGGGAGCUCUGCCAUUCCAACCCAGCGGCUCCCCUCCUCAGCUAUCAGGCCCUCACCAAGCUCCCCACGAACGCAAGGGCAGUGGUGUCAACCUGAACCAAGGGCCCCCAGGUGCUGGCCGAUCGCCACCUCCCUACGGCAUGUCCAGUCACCCACCGCCUGGGCCUGUACCAGGACCUGUACCCGGAGCUGGGGCUUCUGGUCCCUCGAAGCCAAUGUUCGGUCUACCACUGAGUCGCCUCUAUGAGCGUGAUGGUUUGGCUGUUCCUAUGGUUGUUUAUCAAUGCAUCCAGGCGGUUGAUAUGUACGGCCUUAACGUGGAGGGUAUUUACCGUCAAUCUGGCUCCAUGACACACAUCCAAAAGCUCAAGAACAUGUUUGAUACAGAGUCUUCAAACCCGGCUCUCGACUUUAGGAACCCCGAGAACUUUUACCAUGACGUCAACAGUGUUACUGGCCUGUUGAAGCAGUUUUUCCGUGAUCUUCCUGACCCGUUGCUUACUCUGGAGUACCAUGACAGCUUCAUCGCUGCUGCUAAACAAGACGAUGACACACUCCGCCGUGACUCUCUUCACGCUAUCAUCAACAGCCUCCCUGACCCUAACUACGCUACUCUGCGUGCCCUCACACUUCAUUUAUGGAGGGUGAUGGAUAACUGUCACGUCAACCGUAUGAACUGUCAUAACUUAGCCGUCAUUUUUGGUCCAACUCUGAUGGGCACUGAUCCCAGCACCGCUAUCGCUGAUGCGGGCUGGCAAAUCAAGGCCAUCGACACCAUCCUGCAAAACACUCUGCAGAUCUUUGAUGAGGAUUAG